UUUUGAUGACGGAAAGAAAAAGGUUAUACUUAUACAUAGAAAAAGAGGGAAUAGGUUGAUUAUGAGUUACUUAUUAAUGCUAUAAAAUUAAAUGAUAUUUAGGCCACCUAACAAUAUCAGUUAAUGUAGUUAUAAAAUUGUAAAUAACAAUUUUUGAAUAGUCUAAUACAAUAUAGAUAGCAACGUGUCCUAGGGUUAGACCAUAAGGGAAUCAUGUUAUUUCGUUUGGCGUAACAUGAGUGAACGUAAAAUGUGCAAGUUCUAUAACUUAAACGUUCCUGAUCGACGGUCUGGUUCCGGUGACGGAGGCGUACUGAAUCAUACUGGCAAUGAAGAUGACGAUCGUAAUGAGGAUGAAGGUGUCCAGCCAUACGUACCACCCCAUGAACACAAACUGGAGUACAGUUAUUGGAUGUGGUUCUCGCAACGGCCGGCCACCCGUGACCUAUCCACAACCACGACCGGCUACGGCCAGGCGUUACGUAUGGUGGGUCGCAUGGGAAGCGUGGAACAGUGGUGGGGACUAUACUCACAUUUGUCACGCCCAGAUGAGCUGCCUCCCCUCUCCAACCUGCACCUCUUCAAACUCGGCAUCAAGCCUAUGUGGGAAGAUCCUGCCAAUGUUAAUGGUGGGAAAUGGGUGGUACGACUACGUAAGUCACAGACGGGGCGCGCGUGGGAGGAACUCUGUAUGGCAAUGCUGGGGGAACAGUUCAUGGUUGGGCCGGAGCUCUGCGGCAUUGUGCUCUCCAUACGUUUCCAGGAAGAUCAUUUAGCGGUGUGGCAUAGAACGGCGACAGAUUUGGCAGCGGCGGCUCGCGUCCGCGACGCUAUGAAACGAAUCCUACAGUUACCGAGUACGGUGAACCUUGAGUACAAAGUGCAUAGCGACUGCCUACGCGCUACCAACAGACACGAGGAGGAGAUGAACCAUCGCUCCUAGCAAUACUACCUCCUUAACACCUCCCCCCACCUAAACUCUCUCACUUUUUAAAUAAUUAAAUUAAAAUUUGUAUAUAGUUUAAUGUCAUUGUUUAUAUUUGAACAGAAUAGCUAUGAAUUAAAAAAAUAAUGAAUUUAAAUAUGAAAUAUAGUGUAUAUUUUUGUUCUGUUUUCAAAAUAUGACUUUAUUAAGUUGUAUGAGUAGUGCUAGAAAUCAGCGCUGGCAUCAUUUAAACUAACUGGCGCCAGUGAGCCAGUAAAGCUUACAAGGCCUGUGCAAUUGACUAUGGAUUACUUUUUAAAUGCAAUUAUGAAUUUCUCGCCGAACGCACAAAUUAUUUUAUCUCAAUCAGUGUUGCCAUAUUUCGGUAAAAAAAAUACUAAAGGUAACUUUUAAUAUGAAAUAAUAAAGUGAGAGAGUAAUCCCAGUCGUACAUGUUUCUCACAAAGUGAUAGUAACAGAUGUAAAGGAUGUACAUAUAUGGAGUUAAGGCCAGACGUCUUGUAUCGACGGAUGCUCUUGUGAGAAUAGAUUUGUUGCCAAAAUCAAGUAAAAAAAAAAAACUGUAUCAACCAGUUCAUUGACAACGGACAUGGUUUCCGGAUUAUUAAACAAAAUCGAAAUUUUAAAUACUU
Molecule: messenger RNA, 1578 nt
Organism: Papilio polytes (common Mormon)
Lineage: Eukaryota; Metazoa; Arthropoda; Insecta; Lepidoptera; Papilionidae
Gene: eIF4EHP
Product: eukaryotic translation initiation factor 4E type 2
Exons: 4
Coding region: 236-943 (235 amino acids)
Biological process (GO): translational initiation
Cellular component (GO): eukaryotic translation initiation factor 4F complex
Molecular function (GO): RNA 7-methylguanosine cap binding; translation initiation factor activity
Source: RefSeq, a predicted model, not a curated record